Messenger RNA from Coregonus sp. 'balchen', 1438 nucleotides. NCBI's taxonomy places the organism in Eukaryota, Metazoa, Chordata, Actinopteri, Salmoniformes, Salmonidae. The record is from the annotation of a GenBank genome assembly.
AUGAUCUAUUCUCGUUUUCGAACGAAUGGCCAGGUUACGAUGAAGUCCACCUGCCUGUUCAUUCUGGCAUCUCUGGCAGUCUGCAACCUGACGUUGGCUCGAGGACAGAGCAUCCCCGCUGAGGAGAAGACUGGGGACCCGCAGAUAGACGAUAUCAUCCUACAGAGAGCCGAGAGCCUCCUGCUCAGCUCCAUUCUAAAAAUGAUAGAGGAUGAGGAUGGCGUGAAUGGUGCGUAAUAGUUGCUUUUGGAUCGAUUUUGUGUUUUUGUCAAACUGGCCGAGUUUGACACGAGACCAGUGGUGUUUUACAUUGAAUUGCAAAGAAUUUAACACAAUUGAACACAUGCAUUCUAGUUAUGCCUUUGUAUGCCUGUUUUAAAGUAACUUAGUUGCACGAAAGACACAUUUCGAUUAGUUUCAGAAAGACCAGAUUAACUCAAUAAUUUCGAUUGUAUGUUUUUUUUAUUAAUAAAUAACCUAACAUUUCCAAGAUCUUUCAUUCAUGUUUUGUGCAACAUUUACGUUAAUAAAUUAAUAGAUCGUGUUAUUUGUUAGGAUACAAAUCUAUUUGGAGAGGGCAACCGGCAAAGCGCACGUAAAACGCAUCCAAUAUUUUCCAGUAGUUAAUCCUGGCACCAAAGUACAUAUGCCUAUAUUUUAAUGGGGGAAGAAUGAAAACAGAAAACAUGUUUUGCAUGGAAUAAAUAUGUUUGACAUAACCUAACUUUUACAAGUAAGUGCUAUCAAAACGUUGUAUGUUCAAUUGUUAAUACAUGUACACAUGGCAUAACAAGUGGCGGUAUAUUUAUAUUUUCCCCUGUCACUAAACUAAUCAGGUUUUAAUUUUACAGAGGCAUUGUCCUCUCCGCCAGAGUGGCUAGUGAAGCGGCAACACCCUGGUAAGAGGUACCAGGAGGAGCUGGAGAAAAGGCAACACCCUGGUAAACGAGAGGAGGCCGAGGACGAAGACUAUGGGGAGGUCCAGAAAAGACAGCACCCGGGAAAACGCGAAGACGAAAUUGACUCUUUUGUGGAGCUUCAGAAAAGGCAGCAUCCAGGCAAACGCUCAAUGCUGGAGCAGAUUACAGAGAACUCCGCAUUUCUAAGUGAACUCUCCAAACGUCAGCACCCGGGCAAGCGCUACCUGAUGAUGUACAGCAAGCGCCAGCAUCCUGGCAAGCGAGAUGUGGACGACGAGUCAGACGCAGGGGACCUCCAGGAGUUGGAGAAGCGCCAACACCCCGGCAAACGUUACUGGGAUAACAUGAGCCCGGAUUUGGGCGCCAACAAUCCCUGUGACGUGCUGGACCCUGGCUGCAGAAAGGCCAACCUAUUACUCGAGCUAUUAGACAACGUGAACAAGAGUCGCGCGGAGGAGAAGAGACAGCACCCGGGCAAAAGGUCUGCACCUGAGGAGGAUUUGACUGAACAGGAGUGA